Molecule: messenger RNA, 1380 nt
Organism: Lytechinus variegatus (green sea urchin)
Lineage: Eukaryota; Metazoa; Echinodermata; Echinoidea; Temnopleuroida; Toxopneustidae
Gene: pifo
Product: protein pitchfork-like
Exons: 5
Coding region: 412-1038 (208 amino acids)
Biological process (GO): regulation of cell projection organization
Cellular component (GO): ciliary basal body
Molecular function (GO): cytoskeletal protein binding
Source: RefSeq, a predicted model, not a curated record
CGUUGGUACUUCGUCAAGGUAACGCCUUGGCCUGGCUUGCUUGUUGCAAUUAAAAUGCAAAGUUAAUUAGGUACAAUUAUUCUUUCUUUCUUAAAUGAAACCCUUGAUGUCUGUCAUACCAGGGUCUUAAUCAUUCUAAAACGAAGUCAAGCCAACAGAAUUUUUUGUCUGGUAUUGGUCCGAAAGUUACCCCACUCAGCUAAAGACAAUUCACCUGUCGUGCAGUGUUGCUAUGACGACGAGUUGUAAUGUUUGUGCCGCGCUGGUAAGGUCGUAAACUCCGAUCGUAUGUAUGCAGUGAAUGCAUACAAUAAUACUCGGCACUCUUUCCAGUUGUAAAGGAAACACUGCGGCACGAAAACUGACUAAAACUUUGUUGAAUUUGAUCAGGUUUCGAAGUUUGACAUCAUCAUGGCUACGACGUUACCGUCAUUAGAAGCUCUUCUUGGGAAGGAAAAGAAGAGUAAUGUCUCGUUUGGAACGACUGCAGACCGACCUCUCUUCCCAGCAAGCUUACCAGUAAAUAGAAUAGGAAAUGGUAUGGCCUUAGACACAAAGCCAAACAGGGGGCCAGGAUCUUACAAUAAUGCUGAGAAAACCACAUCAAUGUAUCAUGUUGAGAACCAGAUAACAAGCAAAAAUGGUUACACAAUGGGAGCAAGAACAGGGCCAAGGAUACGAAAAGAAUUUCAAACCAAGACACCUUGUCCAACUACCUAUCAAACUAAAUGGUCUGUUCCAAGGACCUUUGAACCCUCCAAUAAGCCAUUUGAAGUCGGAGCAAACAGAUUUUACAGGAACACGGUCGACCCAGAGUUAACACCAGGAGCUGGAACGUACGAACACAACGUGCCAAGAAACAGGAAGGUAGCUUAUCAUGGAACAUUUGGAGGUCCCCAGCUUCUAAAGAUCCCGCCAAACGAUGGCGUCUUAAUGCCAGAAGAUUGCAAAGGAACAACGCAAAAGAGCCGCCUCAUGACGUAUAAGGAGAAGAGGAAAUUUGCAAUCCGAGAAGCGUACCUGAGUUUAUACUAUUGAAGAUGAAUCUAUUUUUAUAAAGACAAUUUAUACAGAGACUUCAAUGCUGUUGGAAGCGAUGACUAUUAUUUUGCUUUGUGGAGCUGCAAUAUUCUCCUUAGUUUCUCCAGUAUUUGCUUUUAUUGUUCAGGCGAGAAUCUUUUUCAGAGAGCUCCUGAAUUGUGCCACCCUUGUGGUCUAUGUACUCCUCCAAAGUGUUAGGACUUGGUAACCUAAACUUGGUUUACUUCACUCUUUUAAUCGUUAUAUUUUUUCCAUUAUUGUAACUUUAUUCUGGCUGGUACAGAUAAAUUACAGUACCCAGUAUUUUCAGGUGGAAUGAUUUAUAUUUUGUGUAAACAC